Pistacia vera is the source of this 1717-nucleotide messenger RNA. RefSeq names its product transcription initiation factor TFIID subunit 6. Gene Ontology annotation, biological process: RNA polymerase II preinitiation complex assembly; transcription initiation at RNA polymerase II promoter. Bases 84 to 1715 code for a protein of 543 amino acids. NCBI's taxonomy places the organism in Eukaryota, Viridiplantae, Streptophyta, Magnoliopsida, Sapindales, Anacardiaceae. The transcript has 12 exons. Gene Ontology annotation, molecular function: transcription coactivator activity; protein heterodimerization activity; RNA polymerase II general transcription initiation factor activity. The record is from RefSeq and is a predicted model, not a curated record. Gene Ontology annotation, cellular component: SAGA complex; SLIK (SAGA-like) complex; transcription factor TFIID complex.
AACCUGAGCCUGGACCCCUGUCUAGCGUUCACUACCCAUAACCCGCUGCGAAGUGUUUGUAGUAAAUACUUAUAAUAGAGAAAAUGAGCAUUGUACCAAAGGAGACAGUUGAAGUGAUAGCGCAAAGCGUUGGAAUUAACAAUUUGUCUACAGAUGCAGCCCUCGCUCUGGCUCCUGAUGUUGAAUAUCGAAUGCGCGAAAUCAUGCAGGAGGCAAUCAAAUGCAUGCGUCACUCCAAGAGAACUAGGAUGACGACAGAUGAUGUUGAUGGUGCUCUGAAAUUAAGGAAUGUGGAGCCAUUAUAUGGUUUUGCCUCAGGGGGACCUUUGCGGUUCAGAAGAGCUAUUGGGCAUAGGGAUUUGUUUUACAUUGAUGACAAGGAUGUGGAUUUCAAAGAUGUGAUUGAAGCUCCUUUACCUAAAGCUCCUCUUGAUACAGCAAUUGUUUGUCACUGGCUAGCAAUUGAAGGGACACAACCUGCAAUCCCAGAAAAUGCUCCAGUGGAAGUAAUUACUCCUCCACCUGAUGGAAAAAACAAUGAACAGAAGGAUGGGCUUCCUGUUGACAUUAAAUUACCAGUUAGACAUAUAUUGUCUAGGGAACUUCAGCUGUACUUUGAUAAAAUCACUGAGCUAACUGUGAGCAGGUCUGAUUCGGUACUUUUCAAACAAGCAUUAGUGAGUUUGGCUACAGACUCGGGACUCCAUCCAUUAGUUCCUUAUUUCACAUACUUUGUUGCUGAUGAGGUAUCUCGUGGUUUGAAUGAUUAUUCCCUUCUGUUUGCUUUGAUGCGUGUUGUUUGGAGUCUUCUUCAGAAUCCUCACAUACAUAUAGAACCUUAUCUUCACCAAUUGAUGCCAUCUGUAGUUACCUGCCUUGUUGCAAAAAGGUUAGGGAAUAGACUUGCGGAUAACCACUGGGAACUUAGAGACUUCACAGCAAAACUGGUUGCUGCAAUAUGCAAAAGAUUUGGGCAUGUGUAUAACACUCUUCAGACACGUCUGACCAAAACUCUUCUCAACGCUCUUUUGGACCCAAAGCGAUCAUUGACUCAACAUUAUGGUGCAAUUCAAGGUUUAGCAGCCUUGGGACCCAACGUGGUUCGCCUUCUUCUACUGCCAAAUCUUGAGCCUUAUUUGCAUCUUCUUGAACCUGAGAUGCUACUUGAGAAGCAAAAGAAUGAAGUGAAGAGGCAUGAGGCCUGGCGAGUGUAUGGGGCCUUGCUGCAUGCAGCUGGUCAAUGCAUAUAUGAUCGCCUCAAGAUCUUCCCACCUAUGCCAUCCCCACCAGCUCAUGGUGUCUGGAAACCCAAUGGAAAAGUUGUUACUACAGUGCCAAAUAAACGCAAGGCAACCAUGGAGCACUUGGAAGAGCAGCCACCCCACAAGAAAAUAGCAACUGAUGGACCAACUGGUCCAGUGUCUACCAGCUCCUCAUCAUCUCCCAUGCAGGAGGAACCAGUAGUAGCUUCUUCUUUGGGGGAUUCUGAUGCGGGCCCCUUAUCAUCUUCUGCACAGAUUUCUCAUGAUAGCGGAUCAGGCAGCAGACAUAGAAGAGGCAGUGGUGAUACUCGAGCUUCAAAGAUUUCAGCCAUCCUACCGCAGAUUUGGAAGGAUGACUUAAAAUCUGGGCAGCUUAUGGUUUCAUUGUUUGGUCUAUUUGGGGAAGGCAUUCUCUCCUUUAUUCCUGCUCCUGAGAUGUCUUUGUUUUUGUAAAG